AUGAGUGUCUUCGAGUUUUUGCAAGAGUACGAAAGUCUGGAUCACAUGGAGGAGGUGAAUUCGCGCGCGUCGUGUAGUCCGCAGUUUUUCCUACCCCACCAUGCCAUCCACCGUCCUGAGAGUUCCACUACGAAGACACGAAUCGUAUUCGAUGGAUCCUGUCGUAGCUCCACCAGUUUGUCGUUAAACGAGAUUCUUUUUGUCGGACCAACAGUACAGCCAGCUCUGUACUCUACCGUCAUCAACAUUCGCUUGCCUCGAUACGCGGUUACUGCUGAUGCUGAAAAGAUGUUUCGACAGAUCUGGGUGCAUCCAGAAGACCGAAUGUAUCAGCAGAUUCUGUUCCGAACAAAUCCAUCGGAGUCGGUCCGCAUUUAUCAGCUUAAAACCGUUACCUACGGAUUAGCUAGCUUGCCGUUCCAUGCAACACGCGUUCUGAAUCAAUUGGCUAUUGACGAAGGAGAACGCUUUCCGUUAGCAGACCCCGUGACAAGGAAAGGGACUUAUGUGGACGAUGUACUCACCGGCCAUGAUGACAUGAAUCUACUUGUCGAGACUUGUCGGCAGUUAAUGGAAAUACUGAGAAUAGCAGACCUCGUGCUCAGAAAAUGGGCAACAAACGACACAUCCGUCCUCAGUUACGUACCUCGUCAAUUGUGGGAAACCAAACCAGAACUCGAAAUAGAUCGCACACCUAAAAAAAAAGACCCUAGGACUACUUUGGAUGCCCCAAUCAGACACAUUUCAGUUCAAGAUCCCAGUUCUGCCGCAGCUGCAAGUCGCGCCUCGUCGUAUCCGAAAUGUCGCAAUUAUUUGACCCUCUUGGCCUUCUUGGACCUGUAG
This is a messenger RNA of Armigeres subalbatus, 843 nucleotides long. RefSeq lists its product as uncharacterized. Bases 1 to 843 code for a protein of 280 amino acids. The transcript has a single exon. The record is from RefSeq and is a predicted model, not a curated record. NCBI's taxonomy places the organism in Eukaryota, Metazoa, Arthropoda, Insecta, Diptera, Culicidae.